This is a messenger RNA of Caenorhabditis angaria, 5035 nucleotides long. The record is from the annotation of a GenBank genome assembly. Lineage: Eukaryota; Metazoa; Nematoda; Chromadorea; Rhabditida; Rhabditidae.
AUGGAAAUUCCGCUAUUUUUGUACAUGUUUGGAUCGGAUUUGCAAUAUCCCGUGUUUCAAAAUUUGAUUUAUGAGAAAGAGUGUUUGGAUAAAUUUGAGCAAAAUGUGACUUUUUGUCGGAAUGUUUCGAAUUAUUAUAACGAUAAGGAUAUUCAAACAGCCGCUAAUCAUUUUUAUUUUAUUUCAUCACUUACACUUAUGAUUCCAUCGCUUAUUACCACACUUUUGCUUGGAGCUGGUGAGUUUUUGGCUUACUUUGGGGGAAAAACUAACUUCUUAAAUCGAUUAAUCUAUUCUGAUUCUUCUCUGGAUUUUCAGAUUUUACUACCUAGAUUUAUCUGAAAACUUGAAAAAAAAUUAAAAGUUCUCCAAAAGAACUACAAAAAAGCUUGCUCGCUACGAGACCAGAGCUAAAAAUGCGUGUACCUUUAAUGGAGUUUUCAUUUUUUUUUAAUUUUCAAUUUUUCACUCGUUUCAGAACCAAAAAUCAAGAAUAAUCGUAAUUCUACAAAAAACACAUACUUUCUUGAUUUCUACAAGAAACUGAAACUAUUCCCCGGGUCACCUGAGAAAUAUCAAUUUUUCAGCUUCGGAUUAUUGGAGUGUAAAAAUUCCGCUAAUAAUUCCAUAUGUUGGAUGUAUUUUGGGUUCAAUCAAUUAUAUAGUUCAAUCAUUUUUGAUUCAUUCAAGUGUUUAUUAUUUGCUGAUAAGUGAUGUGUUAUUCGGAAUUUGUGGAGGAUAUAUUGCCAUUAUUUGUAAGUUUUUUUUUAAAAAUGAGUUCAACCUUCACGAGAGCCACGUCAUAACUCACAGAACUGAAAUUAGUCUGCAAUUUUUUUUUGCCUCAAAUUCACAAUUUUUGACCUAAAAUUAACUAACCACAAUACUGUAUUACAUCAAAAAGCUCUAAUGAAACUUCAGUUUCUCAUUUUCAGCCACAACUUUAACAUACGGCGUAAAAACUUGUUUGAUUCGUCAUCGAAGUUAUCGAAUUGCUGGAAUUGAAGGAGCGAUUGGACUCGGUGGAACUAUUGGAUUUGCAUUGUCUGGAACAAUUCGAGAAGCUUGCGGAUAUGUUGCCAUAUUUUUGAUAGUCAUUGGAUUACAGAUUUUGGCACUGAUUUAUUUGUUGUUGGUGGCGAAGGAGACGGAAUUUGAAAGACGACCGCCCAAUGAAAAUACUUGUGAGUUUAUUUGAAAAGUUCCGUAUGAAUUAUUUUUAAUCUCAAUUUUUCAGCACUAAUCAAUGGAGCUGGUAAACAAAUAUUCGAAGUAAUUCGUGAUUUUUAUAAAGUUUUAUCCAAAAAACGAACUUUCCAUAUAAUUCUUCUCCUAAAUUUAUUUGCUUUUGGAAUCGAAUUAUUGAUUUUUUCUGGUCUUGGAGAUAUCCAAUUUUCAUAUCUUCGCUAUAAAUUAGGCUGGGGUGACAAAAAAUAUGGAUGGUUUUCUGGUUUAUCAUACGGAAUCACUACAGCUUCUGUCAUAUUUUUAUACCCAUUAUUCCGAAUGUGGGUGAAAUCUGAUGGAUUAUUGGCUUCACUUGGAUUGAGCUUCAAAUUUGUGUCAUUGCUCAUGUUUGCUUUUAUUCAGAAUGAUAUUAUGGCUUAUGCGAUUUCUGGUGGGUCACAUGGGAUUUUUUGGAAGCUCACGGUUUUUUUUGCCACGUCAUAACUAUUUUCUUUCAGUCGUCGUCAUGUUCAAUCGAUUUGUCUCAACCGGAUUCCGUGCCUUCAUUUCAAGCCUAAUCGAAAUGAAUGAGCAAGGUAAUUUGAUCUAUAUUAAGAAAUCCAGUUUCGAAUGAAACAGUGCACUUAGAUUAGUUAGAGCUCGGAGGGAUUUUUCAUCCAAAUUUUGGAUCACAUAAAAAAUGUUUCCAGGAAAAAUCUUCUCAAUAAUCGCAAUUAUGGAAGGAAUCUCAUCACUUGUCGCAACUUCAAUCUACAAUAAUAUUUAUCCGAAAACAUUGUCGUUUUUCCCCGGUUUAUUAUAUGUUAUAAGUGCGGCGCUUCUAUUAAUACCAUUUUUUAUUGUUGGGUAAGUUUUGACCUUUUCUUUGUUAAACAAAAAAAAGUGCAAAAAAAGAAUCGAUAUAGAUAAAACCUGUUUCAGAUCAUCGGACUUGUAUGUGCGAAGUAUGAAAAACGAGAAUUUGGAGGAUGAUGAUGAUAUUUUGGAUAGUCAUAAUGAUGUUAUGAAUGAGGCGAAUAUUUGAGUUGAAACAGACACAUUUUGUUAUUUUGAAUUCAAUUCGGGUUUGUGUGUUGUGUGUUUAUGUUGUAAAAAAUAAAGUCUUUGAUUUUUUUGUUUUACAAGUCUGACGAAUUCGAAUGAUCCAUUUAAUCUAUGAUUGAUAAAAAGUGUGACCUGUUUGCGUGUUCUUUAAAAAAAGAGAAGAAAAAUAAUAUCUUCAAAUUUGUUUGAAAGAAAACUGAAAAAUUUUUACUAUUGGGAACUUCUCUUCGUCUCUUAUUCUAACAUACUAUGUUUUCACAAAAUUCACACAGUAUUUGUGAACUUCAGAAAAAAUAAUUUCCUUGUGCCUUUCUGUGAGGACUAUUCGCGGAAUAAAAACAUUUAAAGGUGAAACAAACCUGUUUUACUGGAUCGUUGCGAGACUCAGCCAAAAAUUCCAAAUAGAACUUUUUUUUCGUGAUAUUUCUGACCAUAAAACAAUUAAAUUUAAUAAGUGGUCAACCUUUGUUUUUUCAUCUUCAUCAAUUUAUUUUGCAAGACAAAGACAAGAACAAGUCAAAUAUUUAUUUAUUUUUUGAUAUUAAAAGAUGAAAAAUCUUCUCCCAAGGUCUUACGCAUCUUCCAGGCUUCCGUUUUUUUCAAGAUCCAAUUAAUAUUUUUCUCCAUCUUCAUCUUCUUCACAUGUUUUGUUUUAUUGAACCUUUUGAUUUUCGCAUGACACUUUUUUUUAAAACUGUCUAAAAUAACUUGAGAUCAGAAUCAAAAAGUGUGAAGAAUAGAUGAUCUUUCUGGACGGCGAUUAUCAUUCUACAUAAAUAUUAUUGUUUGCCCAACUAUUUUAGUGAGAAUUAGCGAGUUAGGGUAAGAUGAAAACACGUGUUUUUUUUGUUUUUUCUGAAACUUUUUAUUUUCCAACCGAAAAUCAAAUCAAUACAUAUUAUUUCGUGUUUUAAAGAUAACCAUCUUUUUUUUAUUUAUUCCUCAUGAAUAAAAAGUCCAGCUAUUUCUUUUUUCAGAUGCCAAUUUGUGGAAACUACUACCGUAUUCUGGUAGUUCUUGUCAGUUUUCUAUGUCUUGUUUCAAUUUGUUCCAAUUAUAUUAUCAUUAAUUUUACAUUUAUUUGUAUGAAAGAUGAUAUGAGUGAAACUGUGGAAACAUCAAAUGGGGUGAGAAAAUUAAUUCAUAAAAAAUACUUGAAUAUCCCGCAAAAUGCACUAAAUUCGAAGCAAAAUAUAUUUACAGACUUUGAAAAGCGCCUUUGAUUAUACACCAACUGAGAAAAAACAUAUUCUAUGGGCCGUAGCUGCUGGAACAAUCGUUGGAACAUUUCCAGUAAAUGUUUUAUACGUUAAAUUUGGCGCGAAGUACGUUAAGUUUUCAAAAAACCUUUCCCAUUCGCAAUCUUUUCCAGAAUUCCAUUUUUUGUGGCCGGAAUGCUCUCGGCUUUGACAACUGCAAUCACUCCAAUGACAGCUGGAGGAAACACCGUGCUAUUUCUAUUUGUUAGAUUUUUGCAGGGAAUUGCGUAUUCUGCUGAUUUUGCAGCUGUUGGAAUUGUUAUCGCAAAAUGGGCACCUUUGAGGGAAACUGCAAUUUUUAUAUCUGCACUUACAUCCUUCACCUCAAUCGCGUCGAUUGUUACAAAUGGAGCAAGUGGAUUGGUGAGUUGUAACUAGACCGAGUUUGAUAAAAUAUUCAUACACAAGUACAUACUGUACACGUUUUGCAAUACCAACGCAUGAAGUUUUCACCUUGUUGGAUUCUUUCAGAUUUGUGAAUCAUCUCUCGGCUGGAAAUAUAGUUUCUACUUCCACGCUAUUGGUUCAGUUAUUGUUUUCAUUCUCUGGUUAAUUGUUUAUAAUGACAAUCCAGCUGUUCAUAAAAGUGUUUCUCAAAAAGAACUCGGAAAAAUCCAGAAAAAUAAAUCGGAAUCACAUCUCAAGGAUAAUAUCGAAGUUCCAUACUUCAAAAUUUUCACAAGUCCCACAAUUCUUUGUGUUUGGCUCUGUGCUUUCACCGAAUUGACCACUCUUAUUCUGAUUGCUACUUAUGCUCCCAUUUAUUUCAGAAGUGUUUUAGGAUUCACGGUAAGCUCUACCUAGAUUUUAUUGUACCAAUGUUCUUUUGUAGAUCAAAGAAAUCGGUUUCUGGUUGGGUCUCCUUAUAGCUGUUCAUAUUCCAUUCCGAUUUGUCUGCGCAUUUUUGAGUGAUAAAACUAGAUGUCUCUCAGAACUCGGAAAAAUUCUACUCUUCAAUACCUUUGCAGUCGGAUGUGUUGGAAUAUGUUUCGUUAUAUUUGGGUAAAAAAUAGUUCAGAAAGUUGAGUUGCAACGAAAUAAAACGUUUCCAGAUAUGUCCCGGCUGAAAAUAAAUAUACCGCUGUAUUUGUUCUCGCAGUCUUGGAAUGCUUCAUCAGUUUUAAUUGUGGAGGAUUUUAUAAAUGUGGAACUCUUCAUGCAAGGUUUUGAUAACUUUUUUGAAGAAAAACAAAAAUCGGGUUUUCAGACAAUUCUCAACGAUUGUUAUUUCAACAAUUCAAUUUACAAAAUGUCUUGCAUUAUUUGCCGGACCGGCUGUCGUUGCUUAUUUUGUCACAGAUGAAACCAAUCAAACUCAAUGGAGCCAUGUUUUUAUUUCGGUAGCAGUUUUGAAUGUGAUUGUAAGUGAUUUUUGGCUGAUAAACGAGUGCCUCAUUUUCAAAAAUUCUCACAAACAAUGCGAAAUGCCUUUCUGAUCAAACUUAUUUACUUGUUUCAACGCAUUUAGCCAUAUAAAUUUCAAAAUUGAAAAUUAGGCUACUGGAUCUCAAACGAUUCAUCAUAUCAUCGAAAGAAAUUGUUAG